AUGUCUUCUCCAACCUCAAUCUCAAAGACCACCACCUCACACUCGAUCCCCCUCGUCUACCGCCUCUUCCACCUCUACAUGGAGCCGUUCUCCGCCAUCGUCGGUGCCGCCCAAUCCCUCUUCACGACCCCAUCUUAUCUCUCCAUCAUCACUCAACCCAAUGUCUACGUCUCCGGCGCCCCUCUCACCUCUCUCAACCAUCUCCUCCUCGCGCAAGUCGCGGGGCUGUACGUCCUCCUCGGUGUAGUGGAGCUUGCCGUGCUGCGCCCGUCAAGGGACUUGAGAGUCUGGAGGGGGGUGAUUAUGGCGAUUUCGUUCUCGGAUGUGGGCCAUCUGUACGCGGCGUGGGUGGGCCAGGGCGGUUUAGAGAGAACGGGAGGCGUAUUCUGGGAUCCGAGGCUUUGGAGAGGUGAGGAGUGGGUCAAUUUGGGUCUGACGUGGUUCGGGUUUUUCUUGAGGUUGGCGUUUCUGGCCGGGGUGGGGAUGGGUGGGGUGAAGGAGGAAAGGAAGCGCGAGUGA
Molecule: messenger RNA, 519 nt
Organism: Mytilinidion resinicola
Lineage: Eukaryota; Fungi; Ascomycota; Dothideomycetes; Mytilinidiales; Mytilinidiaceae
Exons: 1
Coding region: 1-519 (172 amino acids)
Source: RefSeq, a predicted model, not a curated record